AUGAUCGAUACACUUGUGAACAAUGAUGUUGACAAAGAUGUAUUAAUUCGUGUGACAAAUAAACUACGAAGAGUUGUCGAAGAUUAUUUUUCACAAUGUCAAUUUGAAUCAGCUGUCUAUUGGGGUGAUAAACUUCUUUCAUUAAGUAGAAACAAUGUAGAUGAUUUAUUAUUAGUUGCCAAAUGUUUGAUGUCAAAAGGUGAUCAUCAUCGUACAAAAAUUUUAUUAGAAAAUUCUCCAAUGUUUGAUACAAAUUUACAAUUUAAAUAUCUUGUUGCUAUGUGUAAUUAUAAAAUUAAAGAUUAUCAAGCUGCAGCCAGUGUAUUAGAUCAAUUAGGCGAACAAUUUGAUAGUGACGAUAAACGUCAACCACAACAACAACAACAACAACAGCAAACAAAAACGCCAAUGAUAACAAAAUCAACUAUAAUAACAAAUGAAAUAGGCGAUAGCCUUAAAGCAUCAAUCUAUUUGUUACGUGGUAAAGUAGCCGAAGCAUUUGGUUCAAUACCACAAGCAAUGAAAUUUUAUGAAAAAGCGUUAAAAGCAGAUGUAUUCUGUUCAGAAGCCUAUGAUAAAUUAAUAAGAAAACACAUGUUAACACCAGAAGAAGAACAACGUUUACUUGAACGUUUACCAAUUGAAAAACAAUGUGAUCCGGAUACGGCUUCUCUCGUAGCCUGUUUAUAUGAACAACAAGUGCAUCAGUACAUGAAACCAAUCAUUGUUAAUUUACCACAAUUUUCUGUUAGUUUAUUAAAUGAUAAUCCCGAUUAUUGCACACAAAUAGCUGAAAAACAAUAUUAUAAUUAUAAAUUUCGUGAUGCACUUGAUUUAUGUAAGAAAGUAUUAAAUCAUGAUCCUUAUCAUCAGGAUAGUUUAUUUAUCUAUAUUUCAUUAUUGUACGAAAUGAAAGAUAAAACAGAAUUAUUUAGUCUUGGUCAUCGUUUAGCCCGACAAUGUCCAGAAAAUCCAAUUAGUUGGUUAGCAGUUGGUUGUUAUUAUUUGGUUACUAAAAAGCCGGAACCCACGAGACGUUAUUUAGCAAAAGCAACAACAUUACGUCGAAGUUUUGGUCCGGCAUGGUUAGCUCUGGGUCAUUCUUAUGGUUUAGAAUCAGAGCAUGAUCAUGCCAUAUCAGCCUAUUUUACAGCUGCUGAUGUUAUGCGUGGAUGUCAUUUACCGAUAUUGUAUGUUGGAUUAGAGUAUAGUUUAACAAAUAAUUUACGUCUAGCCGAACGUUUAUAUAAUGAAUCGUUAAAAUUUUAUCCAGAAGAUCCGGCUGUAUUACAUGAAUUAGGUGUAAUUAAUUAUCUUGCUAGAGAAUAUGCUCAAGCGUUGACAUUCUUUGAACGCGCAUUAGCCAAAGUUGAAGCUAUUGAUCAAGUUGAUUUAUUACCAUUCUGGGAGCCAUUAUUUAAUAACAUGGGUCAUGUAUGUCGAAAAUUGAAAAAAUAUGAUGAGUCAAUAUCGUAUUUUAAAAAGUGUCUUGGUUUAACGCCACGAAAUCCACAUACAUUGAUAGCAAUCGGGUUUGUUCAUGCGUUGCAAGGAAACUAUGGUGAAGCGAUACAAUAUUUACAUCAAGGAUUAUGGCUAAGUCCAGCGAGUUCAUUUGCACAAACGUUAUUGAACAAAUGUUUCAUGAUGACACAAAGCAAAACUUAUGUUGAACACUUUCCUGAUCCACCAAGUGAUUUGAAUGAAUAUUAUGGAAAAGAAUCAUCUGGUGUAGAUAAAGAACGUCCACGUGCAAUGGUUACUUCGUGA
Messenger RNA from Didymodactylos carnosus, 1770 nucleotides. The record is from the annotation of a GenBank genome assembly. NCBI's taxonomy places the organism in Eukaryota, Metazoa, Rotifera, Eurotatoria, Philodinida, Philodinidae.